Messenger RNA from Blepharisma stoltei, 1338 nucleotides. The record is from the annotation of a GenBank genome assembly. Lineage: Eukaryota; Ciliophora; Heterotrichea; Heterotrichida; Blepharismidae.
AUGAAGUUAUUGUUAGCGUUUCUCACAGCUUGCUUCGCAUCCAAUCUCUAUGAAAUUCUUAUCAAGCAAAACACAGAACUAGGAGUCUCAAACACAAAUCUAAGGGCUCAGAUAAUCCAGCUCCUUUCUGACUAUAAUUUAUACCAAACAAUUUCAGAUGACUACAAUUACAUGAAAGAAAAAUUAAUCCAACUGACUGAAGAAUACCAAAACUCAGCUGAUACUGACACAAAUCUCAUCAUUCAGCAAGAAAUUGCCUCAAGACUGCUAGAGCUUAUUGAAUAUAUCAAUCUUCUUGGAGGUUCCUCAGAAGGAUUCACCACUGACGAAAUCAAUUUUUGGCUGUUAAAACUUGCAGACUGCAUAAAUGAGGCGAAAUCACUAAUAAAUCAGAAAAAAGAAGCAGAAGUUUAUAACGAGCUUACCUUAUCAAUUUUCCUUAAAGGUCAACAAAUCAGACACUAUCAAAGAGAAAAUGCUGAGCUGAAUGGAAAAAUCGAGCUUUCCCUAGCCUCAUUAGAAAGUGCAAAGGAUAAGGAAGCACAGGAAAAAUCAAAAAUUGACGAUAUUGUGGAUAAGCUUGAUGAAGCUAAAAACCAUCAAGAAAAUCAAAUUAAUGCAUUAAAAGAGUCAUAUAAAACUGAGCAAGAUAAUGCUUCAGAAGACGCUAAGCCUACAUAUGAAGAUAUCCAAAACUCAGCAGCCACUUCUAUUUUGGCUUUGGAAAGCACAAUUGGUGAUCAGUCCUUAAAAAUAGAAGAGCUGACAGCAGACAAUGCAAGUUUACAAGCAAAUAUUUUGACAAUGAGCAAUAAUAUUGACUCGCUUCAAAAAGAGCUUGAAAUUAAAUCAGAGACUUUAAAGGACGCUGAGUCCAAAUUUGAAGAAUUCAGACUGCAGUCUAAAACUGCAUCUGAUACUGAGGUUGACGAAUUCAUUGGUAACGAAGAAGUUAUCCAGAACGAAGUCACAAGUCUUCAAGAAAAAGAGUCACUUUUAUUGGAAUCUUUGUCAGAUAACUUAAAAGUUGUCAGCCACCUUGAGAUGCUUAACCACCUCAAAUCCAACAAAAUCAGAGAAAUGGAAUAUGAGUUAAAAGAAUUCCAAGCCUACCUUGAACAAGCCAAAACUGCAAGAUCUGAAGAAAUAAGCAGCUUGAUGCAGAAACUUAACGACAAUAAAGAAGCUGAAAUUUCUUUAAGGAACAAACUUGAAGAAACACUCAACAAAAUUGAAGAAAAUAACGAAGAAAUCAAAGAAUUGACCAGAAAAAUCAAUGAAGCUGAAUACAUAAAGAAAAGAGAUGAACAAAGAAAAGAAGAUGAAAUUAUUUACUAG